UUAAGCCACUACCAUAAUUACUGUCACACAUACGUGAUAUAAUUCAUUAUAUCAGCAAAUAAUAAUAUUACAUAAAAGGUUUCUUUAUAAUUGGAUUAACAUUAUUAAGUAAAUACAGGUGCUUCGUUAUAUGAACAGUAAAUCUGAGGACAGAAAGUUCACUUAGUGUGUUAUACGGCACUGGGCUAUCGUCUAAUCAUUCUUUCUUACAUAUCUCAUUAAAGAUUAUCAUUUUUAGAAGGAAUCAAAGUAAAAUCAAGAGAAAAGAUUUCAUUUUUUUGGCUUUUGACGAUGAUUUUUCAUCAUUGAUAUCACUAUUAAUAUUAAAUAUGCAUUUGAUGCUUUUUAAUUACGGUUUCUUUUGUCUCUUGACUCCUCUAUUGACGAUAUUAAUAGUUUUCUUUUAUAUUUAUCGUCGUAUCGUCGAAGCAGUAUUGAAGCAUCAAUUGAAAGACAGAUUCAUUGGUCUCUUGGAUGGCACCGAUUGCAUUUGGGCUAUCGAAGAACCUUCUGCCCUUUCUAUCAUAAACGUUCUUGUAGUUUUGGAGAAGGAUCAAGUUAAUUCGAACGUCUUAGAAUGCUUUAGAAAUUUAAUUAAAGAUCGGUUAAUUGGUUCACCUUUCGAAAAGAUACUUUAUCGUAAAAACAAGAAAUAUGGUUACUAUUUUUGGGAAAGAGCUGAAGAGAUAGAUUUAAAGGAAAGGAUUAAAUGGCUCGAACACGAUCAAACACAUUGCGAUGGAUACUGCGAUGACAUUUAUAGCGAAUCGUUUAAAAAAACAUUGGAAUGGAAGUGUAAUCAACCACUUCCUCAACAUCAUUCAGUAUGUUGGGAAAUAUUAAUUUCGAAGAAUUGUUCACGCGUAAGUAGUCAACACGUUCGCCGUAUGGAAGAAAGCCGUUCUAGUACCGAUCGUGGAAGAAGAAAUAAGAUCAAGAUCCCCGUUUUAUUUCGUAUUCAUCAUGCUGUCGGAGAUGGAACUGCUCUUUUAAAAUUAUUCUUGGAAACUAUUGCUGAUAAAUCUAACGAAGUCUCGACUAUCUUGAAAGAAAAGUGUACAUUAAGGGGACGUCAAAGAAAGAAUUGUGAAAGAACGUCGUUGAACGUGCCUAUAUUUACUCACUGUGUUAAAGAUUUUAACGUCUACUGUGGACAGUCUCGUUAUUCGGAUAGCGUGCUUUCUGUCUGUAUGCCCUUUGCCAAUCCACAUAGCCUUCGAAUCUUAAAGACGAUCGUACAGAAUUAUUUAAACGCAAAAAUCAAAUACUUCGAACAUAUUACCUUUAAUAAAUUUAAAAAUGAAAUGCAGAUAUUGCUAUGUGAUUGGUGGAUCAUUUUGAAGGAGUUUUUGAUGAAAGAAGUUUAUGAACAUGUUAAAAACUUUGGCAAAAUUCUAAUUGUUUUUAUUUUAAUGCCCUCGUAUUUAAUGGAAAAGGCCAUUCGCAGUAUGGAUAAAAAUUCUCUUCACGGGCCUAAGUUAACUGGGAAGAAAAUAAUUACUUAUUGGUCAGAAGAUGAUUACAGAAACUCCAGUCAUCAAAAACUUAUAAUGAAGAUCAAAGAAAUAAAACAUAUUACUGAAGCAAGAUUUGUAGAAGUUUUCUUAGCAGCGUUGUCUUCCAGUUUGCAUAAAUAUUUUUUACGCAUCAACGAAGUUCCACCUAAUUCAUUGACUGUUGUACUGCCAGCUAAAAUGGGAAAUCCAAAGGAACAGUUGUCCAAUGAUAUCUCGGUUGGCCUACUUCCUUUGUGCAUUUCCGAGAUAAAUGGCAAAGUAUAUUCGAAUUUAGACGAAGACUCAAGAACUAUUGAACGUCUACAAGAUAUAAUGAAACUUAAUAACAAACUACAAGAAGAUCUAGAUUAUAUGAUCAAUUUUUGGGUAAUGAAGUUUCUCUCAGCCGUAUUACCAGAAAUACUGUUGAAACCUUUGAUAGAGAGUCAUAGUACGAUGAUUCUUAGCAAUUUACCUGGGUGUCAAGAAGUACGCAUUGUGGGAUAUCCUGUGAAAAAUAUUAUUUUUUGGAUACCGAACAAAAGUAAUACAGGCAUCGGAUUUUCUCUCUUCACUUAUAACGAACAAGUACAUUUAUCCGUAGUUGCUGACAAAGCUUUGGUAAAGAACGAAAAAGUUUUUUCCAAAAUAUUAGGAAACACUGUCUAUGAAAUCGAACAACUUUAUGAGAGCUUAACAUCCACGCGUUUCUCGAAAAAGUUUCAAUUUAAUGAGAAAGCACCCAUGGACAAAGAAAUUGGCGUGCCAUGAUUUUGUUUUGGAUUCUGUGAAUGAAAGCACGUUAACUUUUCAUAAAAUAUAUUUUUUCUAUUACAAUAUUAAUAUCAAAUUUGAUAUAUCGUUUACAUGUUGAUGUUUUAUUUUUUCGUGCGUGUAUAUAAAUUUGAUAUACUAAAACGUUACUUUCUGCUUCAUUAUAUGAAAUUGAUAGAGAAAUAGUAAGACGUUACUAAAUAUAUAACAAACAAAUACUAUCCAUAAAUAAUAAGAAAUAUAUCAAAUAUUUGACGACAUACAUAUUUAUCUGCAUCAUCAACGUAAUGCUGCAUGCAUGCAACAAUAAAUAUGUAUAUAAUUUAU
Messenger RNA from Polistes dominula (European paper wasp), 2597 nucleotides. RefSeq lists its product as uncharacterized. Gene Ontology annotation, biological process: triglyceride biosynthetic process. Lineage: Eukaryota; Metazoa; Arthropoda; Insecta; Hymenoptera; Vespidae. Gene Ontology annotation, cellular component: plasma membrane. The record is from RefSeq and is a predicted model, not a curated record.